GACGUGUUUCUGAUGAUUCGGCGCCACAAAACCACCAUCUUCACUGACGCCAAGGAGUUGAGUACCGUGUAUGAGCUGAAGCGCAUCAUCGAGGGCAUCCUUAAGCGGCCCCCAGAUGAGCAGCGUCUGCACAAGGACGACCAGCUCCUGGAGAAUGCCAAGACCCUGGGCGAGUGCAGCUUCACCAGUCAGACAGCAGGACCUCAGGCUCUGGCCACAGUGGGGCUGGCCUUCCGGUCAGAUGACACAUUUGAGGCCCUCCGCAUUGAACCAUUCUCCAGCCCGCCGGAGCUGCCGAUCCUGAUGAAGCCACAGGAUUCAGGAAGCAGCGCCAAUGAAAAGGCUGUGACCUCUUGGCUCGAUUACCCUGGCUGGCAGCGCAGCCCAGCCCAGAUGCCCAUCUCUAGCACCUGUUCCUCUAAGCACGCCAGGAGCCCAGGCCACCUGGCAAG
Elephantulus edwardii (Cape elephant shrew) is the source of this 452-nucleotide messenger RNA. RefSeq names its product transcription elongation factor B polypeptide 2-like. Gene Ontology annotation, cellular component: elongin complex; VCB complex. Gene Ontology annotation, biological process: transcription elongation by RNA polymerase II. The annotation marks the transcript as partial. The transcript has 2 exons. The record is from RefSeq and is a predicted model, not a curated record. NCBI's taxonomy places the organism in Eukaryota, Metazoa, Chordata, Mammalia, Macroscelidea, Macroscelididae. Gene Ontology annotation, molecular function: protein binding.